CACAAUAAUCACGAACUGUUUUUUUACUUCCUAGCUAAUAUACUAAUUUUAGUGUCCAAACCUAUUUUAAAAUAGCUACCUCUCUGGCGUUGUGUAACGUUAUGCCAGUGUAUUGCUCUCCUAGAAAAGGCUAUUAAACAAGGGUGCCAAACAGGGUUUCAUAAACUUUCAGGGUUGUCUCUAUCUGAGACCACGUCCGUAAAUUCAACAUACGAUGCUCUUUGGUCAACGAAGAAAUAUCACAGUAUUUCAGACCCGAAAUCGCCAGCUACUUCAAUCUUCGGUUCUGCUCUUACCAAAGCUAAGCCUGUAGCAUGCCAUAGAUCACACCGCCUUCGAUUCACAGUCAAAUUAUCUGGUUAAACCAAAAUCUGUCUCCUCCCCUUGCAGUUACCACGGAAACCGGUUGCCAUGCAACAAAACACAAAAAAAGACCAAAUUUGAACGUCUAUCGUCAGACGUGCUGGAACGGCGUUUCCAAGGCGACGGAAAGCUAUACACACAUGCAGAAUGGAAGAACCAUAUACUUCUAUAGCAUGUUUUUUGUAUAUCUGCGGGGACACAACCACAUAUUUUCACCUUUGUUUUAAUUCGUGUAAAACGUUGAGUAGUUCACAUAUACGAGACACUCAGCCAACGAUACAUUUAUGUUAGAACAGACGGAAGGGUUCGUAUUUAUUAUGUGCACACCAUUAGCAAGGUUAUUAGCAGGGAAGCUAAGAUUAGCCAAUAGCCUCCAGGUUAACCACGUGUCAGAAGUGCAUGGAUGUGUAUAGUCCAUAACAGUAGCUCUGUGGAAUACUUUAGUUUUAAAAUAUCGAACAUUUGUAUUACUCAUCUCCACCGAGUACUAGACAGAACGCUCAUCACUGCUGACGUCGUGGUGCUGAGUAAUUCUUACGUUCCUCACGCGCAGACUCUGGUUCAGCAUGUUCUCACUAUGACAUUUUACCAGUUUAAACGAAGGUUUUCAGUCACUUCUCCAGAUGCUGUCAUCGUACGUCUAUCAUUAGCCCCCGUGUGAACUCCUACUUUACAGAUUGUAUUUGAUUCGCACGGAAAUGUAUGAUAAUUAAUCACUAUUGGAAUAGCUGAUGAUGCCUGCAAUGACAGUAUCUGUAUUCGUCACGACAGCCCACAAUAUGUCCUAGGCCUACUGAAGAAGCGUCUUUAUUGUAAUUGUGUAAUCAAGAGAAAUGUAAUCAAUCAACCAAUACAUCAGACAACUACGUGAAUAUUUGAUAUGUAUAUACUAUAUAUAUAUAGUUUAGCCUACAAAGAAAUUACCUAACAGCUGACAUCCAAUCCAUGGCCAACUAAUAUCUAUUUAGUUCCAUAAUCUAUGCAAGUUCGGAUGACACUGACAUGGUUAAGUAGCCUGGGAGAUUGCUCAUUUUACAGUGGGAGUUCCUGAUUUUCAUGACUGCCUUUCUCUUUAUCCCAUAGCUAAGCAGACGGAAUGAAUGGUGUACGGUGGCCCGCACACACUGUCAACAUACAGCUAUCCCACAUUCUCAAAGUUCAGUGGAAACGAUUAGGUUAUGUAGACUUAUUGUUACUGAUUUGGGUUUUUUAUAUGGAUAGCCUACAUGAAGGCCUCUUAAUAUAAAUAUUUACCUAUUUAUUCUAUUCACGAACAACUUUUUGAUUUUUGUUUUUGUUUUGUUUUUGAUUACUUGUAGCGAAAUGUAUGAAAAACCGAGAAGGAAUGGGACAAUUACAUUUAAUUGGGGUUAGUGAUUGGGAAGUAAUGCAUUUAUGCACUAUUUUCCUGACGCGUGGGAUAGACUAUAUUUUUGGUUGUUGAAAUAAGAACAAGUCAGCUUAUUUCUUAACAUUGCCUAAAACAAUAGUCAUAUAUAUCAUUGUCGUGAUAGAAACGCUGCUAUUUCUGCCAGCAAGUUCUCGAUCGGAGAGGGAUUCCCUAAACGUCAUUACCUAGGAUACAGAAAACAAAACAAAGCCACAUAAUACCAUAUUUGGUUAUGUACGUCAUCGGAACCCCGAGGGUGGGACUAGGGGAUCCUACUUUACAAUAGGACUACUAAAGCUCUCAAACACAUUCAUUCAUAGUUGAACCGCUACAGCACAUUGAAUUCAUAUGCUUGGAUACACUCGCGGGAUGUUUUGGAGUUUUAAGAGAAGAGAAUUUGAGAAGAAACACUGCGGAUAUUGAAACGGAUGUCUAAUUUCAAGGGACGUUAUCGCUAUCUGCAAUCUUGAGCGAGUUUGAUUCAGCAAGGAAACUGGAUUGCCUUUUUGGAUGCAACUUUUCGAAAUUAAAACCAAGACCUCUUGAUAACGAAUUUGAAGAAAACUUGUCACGGUAAGUGAUGAUCCGCUACACAGAAGGUUAUUAUUAUGACUGUUGCGAAAACCGACCCUAUUUUGCUGAAGCCAGUGUGUUAGGUGUUUCCCAACUGCACAGUAAUGCAUGUUAUGGGUUUGCUUCAAUUUUAUUUAUAAUGGGGUUUCGUUGUGGCAGGUAACAUCACAUUUUUGCUUAUAAUCAAAGGGUAGGUGUCCCGGUGUCUCUCGGCUCUCGGGAAAUGUUCCAAAGGUUCCCCGUAGACCUCGAUACCGGCUCCCGUGGAAGCUCCUGUCCCUCUCUUGACUCUCAGUACCUGUCGUCCGUGGACUCCUUCGGGAGCCCACCAAUCACUAUCGCUCAUCCACAAGAGUGUGGUUCAACUGCUAGUGGGGUGGGGGCAGGCAGCGGGACAGCAGGAAGUGGAACAGGGGUGGAAAUGCCAGGUUCGUUUGUGCCUACGGUGACCGCAAUCACCACCAGUCAAGACCUGCAGUGGAUGGUGCAACCCACACUUGUCUCUUCAGUUGCCCCUGGCCAGAGCAACGCAGGGCCGUCCACCAUGACCCAGCCAGUGGCCCUGGACCCUUAUGAUCUACCGGGGACAAGCUACUCUACUGGGUCUGGAUUCACCCCACCAAGUUCUGACACUCCUGGUCCAGUUCGUUCAUCUCGGGCUCGCAGCCGCCGCACACGGGAAGAGGGGUUGACACCAGAGGAGGAGGAGAGAAGAAGAGUACGACGCGAGCGCAACAAGCAAGCUGCUGCCAAAUGCCGCAAUCGGCGGCGUGACCUUACAGACAGGCUGCAGUCUGAGACAGAUAUAUUGGAGGAGGAGAAAUCCGAGCUGGAGGCUGAAAUAUCCGAGCUUCAGAAGGAGAAGGAGCGCCUGGAGUUUGUCCUGGUGGCACACCAGCCUGGCUGCAAGAUCCCUUACCAGGACCCACCGUUGGUGCCUCUCCAGCAGGCGUCCGCUCAGCCCCCACUGACUGCCGCUGUGUCUGUGUUGGGCCUGACUGUGACGGAGGACACUUUCUACCUGCCUCCCGCCUACUCGUCGCACCAUCAACCAACCACACAGACGCAGGCAGCAGGUCAGCCACAGCCUGGGAUGAUGCAGGAGCCCUCCACAUCUGAGUGCCCAACGGCCCCCGACAGCCCCUGGGAACUUGACUGAGCUCCAGCCACCUUCAGAACCACUCCUUCCCCAGCAUGGACCUGCACACAGAGGAUCAAUGGAGAUUUUCACUCCAAACUGACCAAUUAUGGAAGAAAAAACAGUGAAAUCACAUUCACAAUAACUGACAUACAAAAUAAGAGGACUCUGCUACACAAUGCCAAACAGACGAGAUUGCUUUCUCUUCGUCUCUGGAUGUGCAGGAUGGGUCACCUGAUUUUGAACAGCCAAGUUGAUCUGUUUUCACAGAUGAUAUGAGCCAAGUCCAAGACAGGGAAGUCAAGCAGUGGGAGGGUUAGAGAAAAAUAAAAAAAGGCUUUGAUAGCCUCGAGGUCAAGAAUAAAUUACAAAAUGAAUAUAUUAAUACAAAAUAUUUUUAUUAUAUUAUUAUUAGUAUCCCUCCAGUAUCACGGGAAAGGCUGAGAAGUUGUGCUGUCCACAGAUCUCAGUAUGAUUUUGUGUAUGGUUCUUCCUUCUCUUGUAUAUUACUGUUUUCUGUUGUUAUUGUGUGUUCCAAUAAUAGUGUUAAAUAACAUGUGACAUGAAAAGUAUUUGAGGGGGUCUGGGAGGAACCCUUUGCUUUUUAACAGGUGGCCUUUGUGAUUCUGUGGUCUAUUUCAGGUUGUUCUUAACCUUGCGAGUGGAUUUUGGCUCUGAAGUGUUUUCUGUUGCAGGCUUGUGGGCUUUUGAAGUCUAUGCUCUUCAAUUGAUUUCCUCAGAAUAGUACUCCAAUGGUAAAACUAAAAACAUUUGAUUUAGUGAUAAGAAUAGACACCUUUGUAUGUGUGUGUUUUGACAAAUCAUUGGUUUUAGAGUAUGAACUAAAAAUUAUCUCCCAUAGACAAUCAAUGCGGCAACAUUAUAUGCACUUAUAAACUUAUAAUGCCAACAUGUAAUAUACACCAACAGUUGGCCCCCACUGCGAAUAUCAUAGUGUGACCUAAUCAAAAACUGAAUGCAUGUAAUCUUAUAAUAUGCCUGAGUAUUGUACUGCUUUGCUCUCAAACAAAUGUUGUGGGUGGUGAUAUGUGUCUGUAUAUCCCUUUCACUUGCAUUUGAGAAGGUGAAAUUGAUUGGUUGUUGCUAGGUAGACAAACCGGCAUUGAAAAAGGUAACUGGAGCUAUUACUCGAUGGUUAGAGACUUGCUAUGAAGCUCUUGGGUAAAUUAUUUGAAUUUACAUUUUUGCAGCAAGUGUGUUAAAAUGUGUAUUAAUAAUUAACAAAUUAUAUUGCUAAGCCACGUUUGAAUCCUGUCACUUUAAUUUUCUAUAACUCUUAAAACCAUGUAUUUGAGAAACGACACCAUUUUUAUUUAAAUAAGUCAUUGCCAUAGAAUUAAAUGUUUGUAAUUUAGUUUUGAGAUUUAACAUUGGAACAUUUCUUUAAGGGAGUUAUUGAGGGAAAGCACAAAAAGCACGACACAAGAAGGAAAGUGUCUUUAAAUAUGAAUCCUUUAUUUUCCUGUGAAUUGUUAUUAAGUUUUAUUUUGAACAUUUAAAUGUUUGAGUGUUGAUUUAAAAUUUUGUAAUACCUUUGUUCCUCCCAUGCCAUUGCUGCCGAAUAGAUGAACUUUCUGAGCCUUACAGUAGUUUGUUUGUCUUUUGUUUGUUUUUUGUUAAGAUUAUUUCAUCUGAUUCGGUCUGGCAACUUAAGAGGUUAUGUUGUCUACUAUAAGCCUUUUUAUGUCAUAAAAGUGUAGGUUUAUAUGCAUGUGUGUAUAUAUCCAUGUACACACACAAAUAUGCUCACAUGCAGUAUAUAUACACAUGUUACUUAUACAUACAGUAUACUGUACAUGUACACAGAUUGUAAAAAAUAUGGUUAUUUGAAUAUAUAAAAUUGCUAUUUUUGUCAAUGAACAAAGUGGGGUAAAACAGUUCAAGUUGGUCUGAUUUCAAUGAAGAUAUUUUUCUCACAGAAAAAAACUGUACCCUCCCCUUUCCUCAAACUGAGAAGCAUUACCACUGCCUUGAUCCCUGCUAUGGAGGUGUCCCGAAACAACACCAUAGGUUGUAUAUAGUUACGUGACUAUACAUAAUUUCGAACACAUUAUAAAUGUACUAUGCGUUUUUAUACUGCCUUGUCUUUGCACCUGUAAGUUUGGUUUACUGAAAAUUGGGCCAAUACCAACAUCUCUGUGGACAAAAGCAUUCAUGACAGAAAAUGGAAAGGACACCUUUUGAAAGUGAUAAUGGCUACUGUUAUUAGAAAAUGGGGGAUUUUACACAGUGGGAAACUGGCAACAGCAAGCCUAUUUGUAUGCAUCCUGUAUGAAUGGGUCAUUUUGGUUUGAGUUGCAGAUCAAUGGCCCACAUUCUGUCCAAGGUUGAACCCAUGUUUUCAAACUGGGAUGGUUUCCCUGGAAGGUUUGUGUCAGAUUUUGCAAUACAUUAUAAAGGCAAAGGGGGGUACAUUUAAGAGACCCUCACUUAACUGAAGUGAAUGGAAUUGAUGAAAUCCAAAUCCAACUUCUUUGGAUUUAUUUUCUUGUCAGUUGUAUGGUAGCUUUAAUUUUGGAAUAUACAAGAAUGCGUUGUGUUAAAGCAUUAAAGACAAAAUGGUUUCAUUCAGUUAUGUUUUUUUUUCUUGCAUUGCUGUUUGCCAGUAGCUGUUUACUAAGCAAUGAAGAUUGAGGACAAAAAAAAGGUUUCAGUGUACGUUGAUGAUUGAGUGGCACAAGAAC
Molecule: messenger RNA, 6169 nt
Organism: Clupea harengus (Atlantic herring)
Lineage: Eukaryota; Metazoa; Chordata; Actinopteri; Clupeiformes; Clupeidae
Gene: fosb
Product: FosB proto-oncogene, AP-1 transcription factor subunit
Biological process (GO): regulation of transcription by RNA polymerase II
Cellular component (GO): nucleus
Molecular function (GO): RNA polymerase II cis-regulatory region sequence-specific DNA binding; DNA-binding transcription factor activity, RNA polymerase II-specific
Source: RefSeq, a predicted model, not a curated record